Molecule: messenger RNA, 1596 nt
Organism: Paramecium tetraurelia
Lineage: Eukaryota; Ciliophora; Oligohymenophorea; Peniculida; Parameciidae
Exons: 9
Biological process (GO): endocytosis; signal transduction; oxygen transport
Cellular component (GO): nucleus; cytoplasm
Molecular function (GO): ATP binding; heme binding; oxygen binding
Source: RefSeq, a predicted model, not a curated record
AUGCAGACUGAGAUUAAAAAUAUCCCAUUAAAUUCUGGAAAGUACACCACCUAAUAAAGGCUGGGUAGUGGUUCUUUUGGUGAGAUCUAUUUGGUCAUAAGUUAAUCAAAUGAAAUAUUGGCUGCUAAAUUUGAAGAAGCCAAAUCAAAGCAUCCUCAAUUAGUAUUUGAAGCAAAGGUGACCAAAGCAUUAGCAGGAGGAAUUGGCAUUCCAACAUUGCACUAUUUUGGAUAAGAGGCAGGAUUGAACGUAAUGAUUAUUGAUUUACUGGGUCCAAAUUUGGAAGACUUAUUUAACUUGUGUCAAAGGAAAUUUUCAUUAAAGACAGUCAUAAUGUUAGCAGAUCAAAUGAUUCAAAGGGUUGAGUAUAUGCAUUCCAAGAGCUUCAUACAUAGAGAUAUUAAACCAGACAACUUUCUUAUAGGAUUGGGCAGGAAGUCCAAUACUGUGUACAUUCUCGAUUUUGGUUUGAGUAAGAAAUAUAGGGAUGCUAAAACUCAUUAACAUAUCCCAUACAGAGAAAAUAAAAAUCUUACAGGAACAGCAAGAUAUGCCAGCAUUAAUGCACAUCUUGGUAUAGAGUAAUCUAGGAGAGACGAUUUAGAGGCUAUUGGUUACGUGAUGGUCUACUUACUAAGGAGUUACUUACCUUGGUAAGGAAUCAAGGCAAAUAAUAAAUAAGAAAAAUAUCAUAAGAUUAUGGAAAAGAAAAUGACUACCCCAGUUGAAGUCUUAUGUAAGACCUUGCCAAUUGAAUUUUCAACCUAUCUAAAUUAUUGUCGAUCAUUAAGAUUUGAAGAUAAACCAGAUUACAGUUUUCUCAGAAAGAUGUUCAAAGAACUCUUUUAGAAACAUGGAUAUGAUUGGGAUUAUCAAUAUGACUGGUGUUUGGCUAUUAAUGGAUAAAAAACUAAUACGUUUAAUAAUGGUAAAAUCACCAUCCAAGUUAAUGCUAAUUAAUAUGAUGCUGAUGAAAAUCAACCUCCCAUUACUAUUUAAAUUAAUGAAAAAGUGUAAGAUAAAUAGGUUGUAGAAUCUAAGAUUAUGGAAAAUAAAUUUUAAAGAGUUUAGAAUCCAGAUAAUGACAUAGAUUAAACUGAAUAAAUUGCAAGAAAUCUAAUGGGAAAUGAAUAAUUUAACAAACAAUAAGAAUAAAUCAAAAAGAAUCUCUUGGGGGGAUAUUAAAAAAAUUAGGCUCCUAUUGAAACAGUAUUCAAUCCCAGGGUUGUUAUUUAAAAAAAAACUAUCUAUGAAAGAUUGGGAUAAAGUAUGGCUAUUGAUUUUACAGUUGAUAAACUGUUAUAAAAGUUGUAGAAUGACCCAAAAUUAAAGAGCUUCUUUGUAAAAACAGAUAUGAAGAAGCUCAAUUCUUAGAUGUAGGCUUUUCUAACUAUGCUUUUUGGAGGACCUUCGAAUUACACAGGAAGGGAUAUGUUAGAAGCACAUAGAGGAUUAGGAAUAGAUGAUACUCAUUUUAAUCUUGUUGUGAAACACUUAAGCGACACUCUUGUAAAUUUAGCACUUCCAGAAGAUAUUGUGGCUGAAGUAGUAGAAGUUUGUGAAUCCUUAAGAGAUGAUGUACUUGGGAAAGGAUGA